AGAUUGAAAUUACGAAAAAUGGCUACGGUGGAUCAAUUGAUGACUGUUUUGCAAGAUACGGCAAGUUUACUUCAGAAAACACAAGUGAAUUUAAAGAAAUGCUCUAAGGCACGAUUAACAAGAGGUUAUGUUGAGGCGAGAUUAAGUUGCAUACAAGAGUACUGGGCGACGUUCAAACGAACACAUCAAGAACUUAUAAAGGUUAUGCCACGCGAACAACGGGCUGUUACGCAAUAUUUUAUUAAUGAAGAAUACUUUAUUUACGAAGAUCUAUACCUGAACAUUGAAGGCGAUCUUAAGGACUUAUUGAACAGCAACACAAAACAAAUCAACCCCAAUAUAAGUAACUCGGAUAACCAAGUGGGAAAAUUACCUCGAAUUCAACUUCCAAGUUUUAGUGGUGGUUAUGAACAAUGGCCCACUUUUAAAGAUUUGUUUUUGUCAAUUGUGCAUAACAAUGCGUCGCUUAGUAAUGUACAAAAAUUGCAUUAUUUGAAGACCAGUGUAUCCGGCGAGGCAGAGGCGAUUUUAAAGCACGUUCAAAUCACCGAAAGUAAUUAUACACAAGCGUGGGACAUUCUACAAAAGCGUUAUGGAAACAAAAAGUUAAUAGUGAAUUCUAUAUUGAAGCGGUUAUUUCUGCAAAAGAAAUUAAAUACUCAGUCGGCCACUCAACUCAAAUCAUUAUUGGAUACUACAACUGAAUGCUUAAAUAGUUUACAAAAUUUGAACAUGGCCACCGAUUCCUGGGAUCCUUUAAUUAUUUUUCUGGUAGUGCAGAAAUUGGACCCGGAGUCACACAAGGAUUGGGAGGAGUAUGCUCACAAGGACGAUUCCGAGGAAUUACCCAAGUGGACAGACUUCGUCAAAUUUCUAGAAGCUAAAUUCCGAACGCUAGAGCUCAUCACCGCUUCUUCAUCAACUCCGCGCGAAAGAAAUGUAGUCAAAGAACGCACGUUCCACGCCACAGAAUCACAAGCAGAGAAGAGUUGUGUCAUGUGUAAAGGUAAUCACACACUCGCUCAUUGCAAAGAAUUUACAAAAAUGCAGCCUAAUGAGAGAUGUGAAUAUACAAAAAACAAUAGGCUAUGUUACAAUUGUCUAGCACCAGGACAUGCGGUUUUCAAGUGUCGAUUGCCCAUGUCAUGCCGUAUAUGUCGCAAGCGCCAUCAUUCACUCGUCCAUGUGACCAAGAGCCCGGAAACAGCAGAACAAGAUACUAAGACCCAGCCGACGCUCCCCAAGGUCAACGAGACUGAAACAGAAAUUCAAGCUACCAUGGCAAUUGCAUCACACCACACAGCUAGACAUAGUGAUGGCUUGUUAGCAACUGCGAUUGUAAACGUGAAGAGUGAGCAAGGUCACACCAUUGCACUGAGAGCUCUUAUCGACCCGUGCUCACAGGCAUCUUUCAUUAGUGAGAAAGCGACCCAAUUACUUAAACUUAAAAGAGAGACAACAAGAGCAAGCAUAACGGGAUUGGGGCCUAUAAAGGCGAACGCAAAUCAAGUGGUUCAAUUAGAGGUUUCGUCGCAAUAUCAAACGUCGUAUUCUAUACAGCUUCGAGCCUAUGUGAUUUCCAAGCAAUUGACCACUCAAAUGCCCAUGAAAACCAUGAAUACAAGCAACUGGUCUCACAUACAAAAUCUACACCUGGCCGAUCCAAGUUAUAACACACCAGGUCCAGUAGAUCUUCUUCUUGGAGUUAAAGUAUAUGCGCAGAUCAUUCAAGAAGAUACACCAAUAAUCAAGGGUCCACCGGGUACACCAUGUGCUCAGAAAACAUACUUGGGAUGGAUCCUGUUUGGAGAUAAUGGAGAGACGGAUACAAGUAUACAAGAAAAAUGUUUCAUUACGAUGCAUCAUCAAGUCGAUGUUGAUGAUCUAUUGAAGACUAUAUGGGAGGUAGAACCAGAUACAAAGAGAACAUUAACUGAAGAAGAACAAACAUGUGAAAGAAUUUACGAAAGUACCUACAAAAGAAAUGAAGAAGGAAGAUACAUCGUCAAAUUACCUUUAAAAACAGAAGUACCAAGAGCAUGUGAAGGAAAUACAAGAGAAAUAGCACAGAACAGAUUAAUACAACUAGAGAGAAGAUUUCUAAAAAUGCCAAAGCUCAAAGAAGAAUAUGUAAAGGUGAUUGAUGAUUAUAUUGAACAGAAGCACAUGGAAAAGGUACCAACCGAAGAAAUACAUACAAAGAAGAGUGUAUACUUAGCCCACCAUGCAAUUAUUCGAGAAGAGAAGGAAACUACAAAGACGCGCGUCGUGUAUGACGCGUCGUGUAAGGGCACCAAUGGUUUCUCAUUAAACGACGACCUCCUGGUUGGGCCAGUUUUACAAGAAGAUUUGAGAAGUUUGAUAAUGAGAUGGCGAAUGCACGCUAUAUGUUUCGUCUCAGAUAUUCACAAGAUGUAUCGGAUGGUGCUGACAACUAAAGAAGAUUCCGACUAUCAAAGAAUUUUAUGGAGAAGUAGCAGUGACAAGCAAAUAGAGGAUUACCGUCUCCUGACAGUAACUUUUGGAACAGCUUCAGCUCCAUAUCUGGCAGUUAAGACGUUGCAACAGCUGGCUAUAGAUGAAGGAGACGAGUUUCCUGCUGCAUCAAAGAUGAUCAAAGAAGACUUCUACGUCGACGACCUGAUGUCGGGAUGUGACACCAUCGAACAAGCCAUAGAAGCCAACAAUCAAUUGCAAGAAGUUAUGCGAAAAGGUGGAUUUCAGCUUAAAAAAUGGUCAUCCAAUAGUGUUGAGUUCAUGCGCAGUUUGAAGCCCGAAGACAGAUCAGCUAAUGCGCAUCUUGAUUUAAACAUGGACGGCACGAUCAAGGCACUUGGUGUUCAGUGGAACAUGGGAACAGACCAGUUCGAGUACAACCUUAACCUCCCAGAGGUAAACAAUCACAUCAGUAAACGAACAAUUUUGUCUGAUAUCCAGAAACUGUUUGACCCUCUGGGCUGGAUCUCGCCGUGCGUCCUGAUGGCUAAAAUACUGAUACAGAAGUUGUGGCUGGCGAAGGUAAAUUGGGACGAGGAAGUGAGUCAACCCUUAAAAGAUGAAUGGCUUCAAUUAAGAGCAGACUUGAGACAUGUCAAUGAGAUCCGUGUUGAUAGAUGGCUGGACACUUUGAGCACUGAAGGAACAAAUAUUCAGAUACACGGAUUCAGUGACGCCUCUAUCUCUGCCUACGGUGCAGCCGUUUACAUUAGAGUCGAAAAGGCGGAUGGCACAGUCAAAACAAGGUUGAUUGCUUCGAGAACAAGAGUAUCUCCCGUGAAGACUGUUUCCUUACCCAGAUUGGAAUUGUGUGGAGCUGUUGUGUUGGCAAAAUUGUUAGGACAAGUCAGCCAUGCUAUGAGAAUACCGGCUUCACAAAUAUUUGCAUGGACAGACUCUUCCAUUGUCAUUUCAUGGAUUUUCGGCGAACCACAGAGAUGGAAAACGUUUGUGGCAAACAGAGUUGUUGAAAUAACAAACAAUGUUAGUCAAAACCAAUGGCAUCAUGUCACUUCAGAGGAUAACCCCGCCGACAUUGCUUCCAGAGGAAUGUACUUGUCAGAAUUGAAGGCUUCUAAGCUAUGGUGGGAAGGGCCAGAAUGGCUAACUAGAAAAGAAAUAGAAUACAGAAGACCAAAUGUCGUUUCCACCGACAUAGAAAGGAAGAAUGUGAUACAGACAAAUUUAAACGUGUAUGGAAGCGAGAUGGAAAGAAAUUUGACAGACCAAUUUAAAGAAUUUGAUAAUUUACAAGAAUUAAUAAAAACAAUCACAUAUUGCCGCAAAUUUCUGAACAUGAAGAAACUGAAAAUAGACAAUUUCAAUCUAACAACUCAUGACUUGGACCACACAUUGCAAAUAUGUGUACAACUUGUACAAAAAGAAGAAUUUGGCGAAGAAAUAGAUAGAUUAACGACAAACAAACAAGUACACAAACGAAGCAAUAUAAAAUCUUUAAAUCCCUAUUUGGAAGAAGGUCUACUAAGAGUAGGAGGAAGGCUCAGACUUGCAAACAUAAAUAAUGAAGAAAAGCAUCCCUUAAUAUUGGGCAACAGAAACAACUUAACUCCUCUUAUAAUAGCAGAUGCACACUUGAAGACCUUGCAUGGUGGAAUAACACUCACGAUGAGUUAUUUACGUUCCAGAUUUUGGAUUAUAAAGUCAAAAAAUUUAGUAAGGGCUCACGUCAAUAAAUGCCUUGUAUGCGUCAGACAAAACGCUGCUCCUAAACCACAGCUGAUGGGAGACCUGCCAAGAGAACGAGUCACACCUGCCAGGCCGUUUUUACAUAGUGGCGUCGACUUUGCAGGACCUUUCACUACCCUAAUGUCUAAGGGUAGAGGAGCAAAGACCACGAAGACGUAUGUGGCUAUAUUUAUAUGCCUAUCAGUUAAAUGCAUACAUCUAGAACUAGUCAGUGAUCUGACUUCUGAAGCCUUUAUAGCCGCCUUCAAGAGAUUUGUAGCCAGGAGAGGAAGAUGCAACCAUUUGUGGAGCGACCAAGGAAGAAACUUUGUUGGCGCCAAUAAGGAAUUAAUUAAUGCAUGGAAAGAGGCACAGCUAGAGUUUACUGGAGAAAUUUCCGAUUCCUUGGCUAAAGAUGGUACGCAGUGGCAUUUCAUCCCCGCCUAUAGUCCGAAUUUUGGUGGUUUAUGGGAGGCUGGUGUAAAAUCCCUGAAACAUCACUUAAAAAGAAUCAUCACCUCUCACCUUACCUUCGAGGAAUUUAACACGGUCCUUUGCGAAAUUGAGGCAUGCUUAAAUUCAAGGCCGUUAUGUCCAAUUGAUAACGACGAUACAGACAGCAUAGAACCUCUUACACCCGGGCACUUUCUGAUCGGCGAAGCACCCAUAAAUGUCCCAUCGCCCGACUUGAAGGAUGUUAGAAUGAGCUCACUGUCACGAUGGCAGCACACACAGAAAUUGGUCAGAGAUCUUUGGUGCAGAUGGCAGCAAGAGUACCUGUCACGUUUGCAACAGCGACCAAAGUGGUUGAAAAGAGUAGAAGAGUUCAAAGAAGGACAGAUUGUUCUCAUUAAAACCGACAAUCUUCCACCUGGAAAAUGGGCUCUCGGCCGAAUAGUCGCUAAACAUCCAGGUCCAGACCAUAUUACGCGAGUGUAUAGUGUUAAAAGUGGUGAUAGUGUGACGAAAAGACCAGUUACAAAACUAUGCUUGUUACCAAUAGAGAUUAAUGAUUAAUGUACUAAUUUAUUUUGCAUGCUUUCAAUUUAUGUAUUAAAAUGUAUAAUUGUUUUUAAAGGACUUAGUAGUCCUUUGGCCGGCGGUAUGUUAACGCGCACACAAAUACCUAUCACAAUACCUAGUGACAGCAUUAUACAUGCAUUUCUUAUUUAGUCGCAUUACAAAAAUCAUAGCAAGAG
Messenger RNA from Cydia amplana, 5381 nucleotides. RefSeq lists its product as uncharacterized. NCBI's taxonomy places the organism in Eukaryota, Metazoa, Arthropoda, Insecta, Lepidoptera, Tortricidae. The transcript has a single exon. Gene Ontology annotation, molecular function: nucleic acid binding. Bases 19 to 5199 code for a protein of 1726 amino acids. Gene Ontology annotation, biological process: DNA integration. The record is from RefSeq and is a predicted model, not a curated record.